ACAUUACUGAACUAAUACGUGCAUGAUGCAUAGAUAGAAUCGGUAAAAGUAUCGGUGUUUGGUAGGAGAAAGUAGAGAUCUCAUAUUGCUGAACUUCAAAUAGGCCUACGCGGUACUGUGAUAUCGAUGCAUAUUUAAGUUUUCAACCCAUUAAUUAAACCGAUUUUUAUUCAAGUUAAGUUUCAUCGCAUCUAACAGAAUGCAAAGUGCUAAGGCGAGCGGUUUCGACGAGGAAGAUGAGCCUCUCAAUGGAGGAAGAAAAUCGUCUAGGCCUGGCGGUGGUGUUAACGAUGGUGCGAAUAACGAAGCAGCUCAGGACUGGGGAUGUUGUACGUAUGUGCUAGUGUUCCUGUCGUACCUUAUUGUCAUAUUCACAUUUCCGUUUUCUCUUGCGUACACUCUCCGUAUGGUACAGGAGUAUGAACGCGCUGUUAUCUUUCGCCUGGGUCUGUUGCUACCUGGUGAAGCUAAAGGUCCUGGUCUCUUUUUUAUUCUGCCCUGCAUUGAUAAUUAUGUGAAGGUGGACCUGAGAACUGUCUCAUUUGAUGUACCCCCACAAGAGAUUUUGACAAAGGACAGUGUCACUGUUGCUGUAGAUGCAGUUGUUUUCUACCGAGUUUUUAAUCCAACCAUGACAAUCACUAAUGUUGUUGAUGCUCAGAAAUCUACCAAAUUUCUUGCUGCUACCACACUGAGAAAUUGUCUUGGAAUGAAGACUCUUGCUGAAGUGCUAUCUGAAAGGGAGAAUUUAAGUACCCAUAUGCAGACUGUCCUUGAUGAAGCUACCGACCCUUGGGGCGUCCAAGUAGAGAGAGUUGAAAUGAAAGAUGUGAGAUUACCAGUGCAGUUGCAGCGUGCCAUGGCGGCAGAGGCUGAAGCAGCAAGGGAAGCGAGGGCAAAGGUGAUUGCUGCUGAAGGUGAACAGAAUUCAUCUCGUGCUCUCAAAGAGGCAGCAGACGUUAUGGCUGAAACACCGGUCGCACUUCAACUUCGCUAUUUGCAAACGUUGAACAUGAUAUCGGCAGAAAAGAAUUCUACGAUUAUAUUUCCCUUGCCCUUGAAUUUGUUGGAAAACCUUCCUGGAUUUCGUAAGAGUAACACCAAUCUUUAGAGUUUUUGCUAAUAGUUGUUAUUAUAUUUGUUAUUAUUACAAGUAUGUUUUAACUGACCAGAAUGGACCCUAAGCAAAAUUCUUGGAUAGACUGGUCAUUUCCAAAGAAAUCUUUGCAUUCAAAAAAUUAAAUGUCCAUGUAAGCAAGGUAUGAUCAGAUUCCUAGGACACCUAUAAUGUAACUAGAAAACAAUACACCAGCAAAAACAAAUUCUGUAAGAAGUUCAAAAAGUAUAAAAGUAGAGUAACAAGGGAUAAUGCAAAACAAAGUGGCAAAUUGCAUUAUAUUUAAUGAUGGGCAAGAAACUCCAUAAAUAUAUCAAUAUUUUUAGAGGUCUUUUCAGGCUACAAUUCACUUAAAUUUAUAUUUUUUCAAUAAGAAAUUCCAUUUUACAAGUCCUUUAAUGGCACAAAAAAGUAAAAAUGUAAGACUAUGUGAAUGUAGGUGUGUUAAUUAUCAAGCAAGAAAUGACAAAGCAUUGGAGUGUUAGAGAGAGAGAGAGUCGGGAUCAUGAAUGAAGAUAAUUAAACAAAAUUCAACGUAUUAAUUUGGGCUAAUUAAUUUAAAGCUUAUUUGUAUUAUUAUAACGUUCGAUAUAGUUUAUAUUUAAAGUUUAGUUGUAAUAACCAAAGGUUUGUUAUUAGCAGGAAAGAAUGAUUUUGAGGUUUUAUGUUGUCAAAGAUAUACAGGACAUGACCCGGUGAGUCAAUAACUUACGAAAAUCAAUUAAAUAUGCCUGUACAAUCCAAACAUUUUCUCUGGAAUUAGUUUAUGUGAUAGUAUUCAUUAUUAAAAAAAUGAAUAAAGGUGCAGGUAAACCUGUAGACAAGGCCAAAUUAUUCAAUCUGUUUUUCACACUUAUUAUUAAACAGACAGGAAUAUUUAAUUUAUUUUAUUUUAAUAUAGUUGCAUAAUAAGUUUAUAUUUAAAGAGUGUAGAUUGUUCAUGAUUAGCUGCACAAGGAUAUUUUUUUUUUCCGAUAGAAUAAAUGAAUUUAAAAAAUCAA
Anneissia japonica is the source of this 2118-nucleotide messenger RNA. Its product is annotated as band 7 protein AGAP004871-like. The transcript is spliced from 6 exons. Bases 200 to 1111 code for a protein of 303 amino acids. Gene Ontology annotation, cellular component: plasma membrane. NCBI's taxonomy places the organism in Eukaryota, Metazoa, Echinodermata, Crinoidea, Comatulida, Comatulidae. The record is from RefSeq and is a predicted model, not a curated record.